CAAUUGCUUCAUCUUUUUUUUUUCUUGGAUGGCUGAGAAUCCACAGAAAUAAAUGAUAACAUUGGAUCGAUCACGGACUGUAUCAAUACUAAAGUUACUGGAUCAAUACUUUAGUUAGUUUUACUUCCAGCAUGUGGCUCUUGUUCCAUAAAAACAUGCUGCACCAGAGCAGCUGACCAGAAGCAGGAUAAAAACACUCAUCAGAUAACGAAUUAACCAACUCUGGUUGUACAAUAACUUCAGAACCGACAUGCUAACACGUAGCAUCAAUGGAUAGACCUGUUUACGUCUGUAAAGAAGUCAGAACCGUUCUGCCUGUCAGCACACAGUUCUCAACCCUGCCUCUCUGAUGGUAUGGGGGUACAUUUGUGCUUAUUGCACAGGUAGUCUGUACAUCUGGACAGCAACCAUCAAUGCAGAAAAGUCAGUUUUAUAACCUACAGUGGUCUCAUCUAAAGUGUGUCUUUUGUUAUAGAGAGGGCCUCCCAUACUUCAUGACACUGCUAAACUGCUACUGCAUCAAUUUUGCCAGCAUAACUUUGCAUCAUAAAAGUAGACGCUGAAACUCUCAUCACUUUUACGAAACAAAAUAUGAACACCAGGGACGUACUAUUGAACAGUGAUUCUUCCAUUCACUUAUUGUGCCAAAUGCUUCUUACAACAACAACACAAACCUUUACAAUUCUAAUCUUCAGUAAUGAAUUUCUGAACUGUCUGAACCUACACGGGCGUGCUACAAUUCCCUCCAUUGAGAGCCACAAUAAGCGCAGAUAACAAUCUCCCACGCUGCUCGAACCACACAUCAACAAUCUGGACGCUAUUAAACCAAAGUGAAAAGGAUGGGAUGGUGUUUAUUGUUAUCUGUUUUCAAAAAAUCCCUUAUAACAGGGGUGGUGGUGGGGUCUUAAGACAGAUUGUAGAAAUCCCUUAAUUCCCUGAAAAAAAAAAGUGUAUUGCCUUGUAUGAAAUCAGAGGAUUUGCUGGGAGGGAGAUGAAUUUAACCUGUAAUAGCUUUACCUCACUGUGCGCUUUGUCAGAGAAGUCAAACUGAAAAGACUGCAGCACACAGAUAAGACACAGGAUGCAUGACCGUGACUACAAAUCACGUGGACGCAUGCAUUGAAUUAGCUCCUUCCUUGUGUCUUUAUCUAUAUUUAGUGCCGUUCUAACUGACUGAGGCCAUUCAGAUCUGAAUCCAAAUAUACACCAAACCAUUUUUAAAGCUCGACCGAAACAAGGGAGGGUGUUUAAAAAAAUUAAUUUAAAGACUAAUCCCUUAAAUUCUUGGCGUCUCGGGCCACUUCAGAGAUGUUCAUCUUUAAGUCCAGGUUUCUAAUACCAGGCAAUCUCCUUUUCUCUAAAACCUCAACAAUAAAGGAUUUUAGUGGAGCUCUCCGCUUUUUCAUUUUAUGCAGCGAAAUCUGAUUUCUCUUGAAGAAAAGGAAUGAGGCAAGAUUAACUGAAUCUGCCGUCCUCCCUAACCUCUUCACAAAACUGCCCAGAUUAGCUAGGAAUUAAGUUUCAACCGUUUUAUGUGUCUGGUCCACAGGGGGAUUAUGGUUUUACUUCAUCUUUUUUUCCCCUCUCUCCCCCCCUUUUUUUGGGGGCCUAUAAGGGCUCGAGUACCCUGUUGAAGAGAGAGGAGAAGAAGUGCAGCUGAGGCUGAAUCCAAAGUGUUGCACAUCACCGUUUGCUUUCUUGGAGUUGUCUUUGAAAAUGGACGGACUCGUCAGGACGGAGAGACAGAAGUUCCCGUUCACAAUUGAGAACAUUUUAAGCAAAUAUCCGAGCGGCGGCGGGGAAAAGCGGCCCUGUGGAGCAAACGGGCUGAAGGAGAAGGAGUCGGUGCGUCACGCCUGCCUGUGCUGCUGUUACUGCUCUCAUUGUGCUGACAUAUUCCACCCUGAUUUCAUUCAUGAAGCCUGCCAGUUGGGAUGGAGCUCAGCGAUGCUCUCGGAGCCCUGCAGGCUGGGAGACGCUCGCAAAGAGGAGCAGGUGUCCGGAGGUCAGGCGCAGAGGAGAACCAGGCGUCACCGCACCAUUUUCACAGAGGAACAGCUGGACGCGCUGGAGGAGCUGUUCCUGCAGAAUCAGUAUCCAGAUGUGAACACUAGGGAGAAACUUGCACAGCGCACUCACUUAAGAGAAGAGAGAGUAGAAGUUUGGUUUAAAAACCGAAGAGCCAAGUGGAGACGGCAAAAAAGACUUUCAUUUGUUGUUGGAAACACGGAAAAUUAAUUUGUUCUGCUGAAAUAUCAGACAGAUAUAUAAUGUAUUGGACAAAUAUUCAAGCUCACACAGAAAACAUACCUUUUUUUGUUUCAGUUUUAUCCUAACAAUAAACCUUUGUGUAUAUUCUGAUUGGUU
Molecule: messenger RNA, 2367 nt
Organism: Austrofundulus limnaeus
Lineage: Eukaryota; Metazoa; Chordata; Actinopteri; Cyprinodontiformes; Rivulidae
Product: homeobox protein goosecoid-2
Exons: 3
Coding region: 1717-2238 (173 amino acids)
Biological process (GO): regulation of transcription by RNA polymerase II
Cellular component (GO): nucleus
Molecular function (GO): RNA polymerase II cis-regulatory region sequence-specific DNA binding; DNA-binding transcription factor activity, RNA polymerase II-specific
Source: RefSeq, a predicted model, not a curated record